CAUUAUUUCACACUCUCACGUCUUGAUAUUCACUCACUUCUUACCACAAGAGCUAGACUUGUUAACUCUCUCAUUAUCUCAUUGCUCUUUCUCUCUCUUGAAAUACUAAAUAUUACUCUCUAUUCCUGAAAAGAAUUAAGAACUUUAGUAAAACUUUGCAUCAUUCUUUGGGGUAUUGCUGUAUUGCGGUUGUGGACCGAAAACCUCGGUAGAUACUUCAUUGCUGAUAAAACUUUCUGCAUGAUUGGGUCAAUGUUGUAUGGCUUUAGUCUACUGGUAAGAGCACAACGCGUGGAUCUAUCUGGACAAGUUUACAUACUGAAUUCAGUUGAGCCCAUAGUCAAUACACUCCAUCCGUCUCUGCUUUUAAAACAUCCUCUAUACAAAGCCACUUCAACCUUCCUCCACACACACAAUAUACAUUAUGUUCACCUAAUAGCAAAUCUUUGAAGCAGUCAGGUCUUUAUUAAUAUGGGAAGAGCCAUACCUGAGGCAUCAAAGAGCCCGAUGAAGGCUAUUGAGGGUAGUAUAGUGGAGGAAAACAAGAAGGCUCUUCAUUUCAUUGAAGAGGUCACGACCAACGUUGAUGAGGUCCAAAAGAGAGUUCUUGCUGAAAUCCUCUCUCAAAAUGCCAACGUUGAGUACUUGCAGCGCCAUGAUCUCAAUGGUCAUACUGAUAGAGAGACGUUCAAGAAAGUCAUGCCUGUCAUCACCUACAAAGAUAUUCAGCCUGAUAUCAACCGUAUAGCCAAUGGUGAUAAAUCUCCAAUCUUCUGCUUCCAACCCACCUCUGAAUUCUUGACAAGUUCUGGGACGUCCGGAGGGGAGAGAAAAUUGAUGCCAACAAUUCAAGAAGAGAUUGAGAAGAGAUUUCAUCUUCGUGGCCUUGGGAUGUCUGUGAUAAGCCAAUUCGUUCCAGAUUUGGAAAAGGGCAAAGGAAUGUAUUUCUGGUCCAUAAAGUCUGAAGCCAAGACCCCAGGAGGAUUACCAGCUCGCCCUGUUUUAACAAGUAUGUUCAAGAGUCCUUAUUUCAACAACAACCGUUUUAGCCCCUAUGCAAACUAUACCAGUCCAACUGAAACCAUUCUCUGCCAAGACUCUUACCAGAACAUGUACUCCCAAAUGCUUUGUGGUCUCUACCAACGCAAAGAAGUCCUCAGGGUUGGCUCGCCCUUCGCAUCUGGCUUCAUCCGUGCCAUCCGGUUCCUUGAAAAACACUGGUCUCUACUUUGUAAUGAUAUUCGAACGGGAACUGUUAACGCCCAAAUCACAAAUCUGUCAGUCAGAGAGUCAGUGAUGAAAAUCCUCAAACCUGACCCAGAGUUAGCUGAUUUCAUCGAGGCUGAAUGCAGUAAAGACUCAUGGCAAGGGAUCAUCGCUAGGUUAUGGCCUAACACCAAGUAUGUGGAUGUUAUUGUAACCGGAAGCAUGUCACAGUAUACACCUACCCUUGACUAUUACAGCAACGGCCUCCCUCUUGUCUCUUCCAUAUAUGCUUCCUCAGAGUGCCACUUUGGAGUCAACCUGAACCCCUUUUGUAAGCCCAGCGAAGUCUGUUACACCCUUAUUCCGACCAUGUGCUACUUUGAGUUUGCACCAAUUCACAGAGACAAUGGACUCAUCAAUUCUAUCUCCAAGUCUAAGUCGCUUAAUGAGAAAGAACAGAAUCAAUUGGUCGAUCUGGUUGAUGUCAAGAUUGGCCAGGAGUACGAGCUGGUUGUUACCACAUAUUCAGGACUCUAUAGAUACAGGGUGGGUGAUGUGCUUCGAGUUGCUGGAUACAAGAACAACGCACCUCAAUUCUGCUUCGUAUGUCGGGAAAAUGUAAUCUUGAGCAUUGAUUCCGACAAGACUGAUGAAGCUGAGCUACAAAAUGCAGUGAAAAAUGCAGUGCACAAUCUGAUACCAUUUGAUGCAAAUGUAGUUGAGUACACCAGCUAUGCCGAUACCACCGCCAUUCCAGGCCACUAUGUCCUCUACUGGGAGCUCAGUCUGAAUGGCUCUACACAUAUUCCUCCUUCAGUCUUUGAAGAUUGUUGCCUCACCAUUGAAGAAUCUCUAAAUAGUGUCUACCACCAGGGCCGUGCCUCUGACAAAUCCAUUGGGCCUCUGGAGAUCAGGAUAGUGGAAAUUGGGACUUUUGACAAGCUCAUGGAUUACUUUGUUAGCUUAGGUGCUUCCCCUGACCAAUACAAGACACCCCGAUGCCUGAAAUCUGCACCCCUUGUUGAGCUAUUGAAUUCGAGAGUCAUGUCCAGACACUUCAGUCCCACAUGUCCAAACUGGGUUCCUGGUCACAAGCAAUGGUAUAACAUGAAUUGAACGGCUAGUUUCGUGUUCCAGACCACAAGAAUUAUAAUAACGAAUUAGCUUUUUUUCAUUGAUCUUCCCCAUACACAAGAAUGGUAUAACAUGAAUUGAAUGUCUCUUUGCUUUUGCUAUAGUCACAAAGCUCUUGAAUGAGAAACAUCAUUACUUAAUUUCAUCUAAUUUUUCUUAGAUUUGUUGUUCA
Solanum pennellii is the source of this 2512-nucleotide messenger RNA. RefSeq names its product indole-3-acetic acid-amido synthetase GH3.6-like. Gene Ontology annotation, molecular function: indole-3-acetic acid amido synthetase activity. The coding region runs from base 472 to 2322 and encodes 616 amino acids. The transcript has 5 exons. NCBI's taxonomy places the organism in Eukaryota, Viridiplantae, Streptophyta, Magnoliopsida, Solanales, Solanaceae. The record is from RefSeq and is a predicted model, not a curated record. Gene Ontology annotation, cellular component: cytoplasm.